This is a messenger RNA of Pogonomyrmex barbatus (red harvester ant), 3230 nucleotides long. RefSeq names its product meteorin (gene Metrn). The record is from RefSeq and is a predicted model, not a curated record. Gene Ontology annotation, molecular function: hormone activity. Lineage: Eukaryota; Metazoa; Arthropoda; Insecta; Hymenoptera; Formicidae.
ACAAAAAUUUACGGGGUCGCAACGCUGAAAAGAACGGUUUCUAUUCAUUCUUUUAAUACUUUCAAAAAUAUUCAAUUUCACAGCCUGCGAAAUACCGAUGGCUUAAUGCCCCGCAAAAAUAUUCGAUAUCAAUUAAAAUAUUGCUGUCGGUAAGAUAGAGAGCAUUCUUAUCGGCAAUUAUUUUUUCAAAUUGCCAAAAUUCAAACUAAAAAAUUGCAAAGUGUAUCAAAAGAAUACAAAGUUACAAUGUAUUUGUGUGUAUCGCUUGCAUUCGAGUACGCUCAGCUUAAUCCUUUUCGAUCCUGCCUCAGUCCUAUCAAGUCCCAGAAAGAAAGAGAGAGAAAAAGAGAGAAAGAAAGAAAUUGCUGUCCGUCGAACUUGUUCUGCGAUGGAUGGUAGAUAUGGACGGUGAACGGGCGGCCCAGGACCACUUAGGAUUUUAGUGGGGAUGCCGGGUGAUCUCGUAAUCGGUGAACGUUCGUUCCGGCGUGCGCGCGUAUAUCCGCGCGUUCUCGUACUGCGCAUGUGCCGUUAGAGAGCGGCGGAGAGCCCGCGGGGGAGAGAUCUUAGAAUAGAGGAAGUUGCCCCGCACUGGUUCUGACGUACGACUGGAUGUGACCUCGGAGAGCGGACGAGGCGUACCGUGCGCGGCGGAGUGUGGACACACGUCGUCGGAUCACGUUCGCGAGGGAGGCGCCCGAACUCGUCCCGAGGCGUCGCGCGUCUUCGAGGGGAGGACCCUUGGCAUCGACUGAUCGUUGUUUACGUUCCUCGCGAGCGCGUUCUCGCGGGAUCGACCGCCAUAUAGGGAACCACCUUGCCCCCCCUUCCGCGUGAGUCUUCCGCGUGUCCUCUUCCGUGACGGAUCUCCCUCGAACGACUCGCGAACGAAGUCGCGUGACGCUGAACUUCUCGACGAGGUGGAGGCACUCUGGACCAUCUGGAACGGUGCCGAGAGAAAGAGGAUACCUUCCGAGAAAGAGAGAGAAGAGAGAGUGUGCUCACCGAAAAUCUCGACGUUCCCCGGGGACGCCCGAACGAUAACGCGCUCCCGACUGGAGAUGCUUCGUAAACGCGCGAUAGAUUGUCGCACGAGUACUUAAUCUCAUCCCCAUUUAUCUCCGCGGAGGCGCCUACGAGGCACCGAAGAUGUGAACGCAUCGCAGCCGAUCGUAAAAGAGGAAAAAAAAAGGCAAAAUGAUUCGUGCGGCGAUUGCAGUCCUCAUUUUCAUCUCUGUCGGCGUGUCCGCCUACGAGCAUACCACCGCUGAUCAGUGCGACUGGUCCGGAAGCGGUGGAGGAGAAGGUGGCGGUGUCCGACCGGUGUACCUGCGCUGUGCUCGGGGAACGGUGCUGUGGCGUUAUCCUCAUGACGCUCUGAGAGUAGUCCUCUCCUUCCCACCCUCGUUCACGAAUAAUCAUCAUUCCAAUUAUUCUGGUUUUCGCGCUUGCGUCAAGAUUUCGGGACCUGUGCGGGUCUUCCUGGAAGUUGGUGGCAAAUUGAGGCAGCUCUACUCUCCAUCCGAUAAUAAGCAUGACUACUCGCAUCGAUGUUUUCGCUCGCGGAAGCACACAGCCGCGCUGUACAUGGAGGCGGAAGACGAUUAUUCCUUCAAAAACGCUAAAGUCAAAUUGCAGUAUGAUCUAGAACCGAAUUCAGUGAAGGGUGGUACACUGCGUGUGCCAGAUGAGGAGGAGGAGUGCAGACCUUGCUCCAUGGAGGAAAUCGCCAAGGCUUAUUGCCAGAGUGACCUGGUGGCCAGAGGCACUGUCACUGCCGUCGAACAAAUCUUCGAGAUGAACACUGCCGAAUUGGUACUGAGGGUCACCAAGCUCCUACGCUACGUGACCCAGGAAGCGGAGGGUAACGAGAAUAACCUCGAUGUAAUGGCAUCUGCCAAGAAAAGCAUACGUGUGAGAAUACCGAUGACGUGCGACGCGCGACACGGCCUCGGCGAAUUUGUGAUAAUGGCUAAACGACGUCUUGGAGACUUUAUUUUGGUGUGCGCGCCUAGACUGGAAACAUGGAUGCAAAUGAUACGCGAGAUGGACAAUGCGCCCUGCGUUCUCCACAGUUAGUCAAUGCGAUCUGAAUCGACUUGGAAAAACUCGGGGAAACAUUCAUUCUUUGUGUACAUAUUGUGUACUGUCGGACUGUCGAUCUCCAAACUGUGAUAUUUGUUGUAUUAAGAGGACCAAGAAGGAGCGUGCACGAAGAGACAGAAAGCACACUUUGUCUUAAUACUCUAGAAAACAGAAAGUUAUACAUAUCUCAGAUAUCGCUCGCUUUCCCUUGAAAAAUUUCUUAAGCAUGUUUUUUAUGAUUUUUAUUUUUCUUCUUAUAACUAUUACCUUUCUUAUUUUACAUAACGUAAUAACUGAGCUUCUCGUAUUAAAAUUUUGCCGAAUAAAAUAUACUUGGAAUUACGCGAAGCUAAAGAUUUUAUUAUACCGUUACAUUCCUUAAAGAUUCAAGGAAUUCUUAAAUAAAGUUCUUUUCAGUUUUAAUUCAUAAUUUAAUUACUUGAAUACUUUCAUAGAAUUAAUAUGGCCAAAUUUUUCUUUUUCGGUUGCCAAGAGAAAGUGUGCGAUUAGAGUAAUAGGUACAUCGAAUCUUUAUAUUAGACGAAUACAUAGUUCGCUACAAAGUUGAGAAUAUUUUGUUUAUAUUGAUUAUAAUGAUAACAAUUUUGUAUAGAUUUUAAUAAAUGCAUUUUAUAUGAAUUUCUAUACCGAUCGGAAUAGCUGUUCUUGUUAAUAUAGUAAAAGAUAUGUGCGAUAAAAAUAAAGAAUAUAUUUGAAUAUGAAACUAUGCUCUCUCUGUCCAUACUUUUAAUGUAUAAAAUGUGUAAAUAAUAGAGACUAAUCUAUAAUAAGUCCGAAAUCGAUAAGUGACAGAGUUAUAUAAUUUAUAUUGUUGCAUUGUUAAUUCACGUAAUGAUUUCGAAGAAUAUGAAUCAAUUUUCUUAACUUAUUUAGGAAAAAGAGAAGCAUGUUGGUAAUGUACAAUAAUUUAUUUUUGCAAAAACUGUUACAAUAUACCUCUGUGAUUUAAUUCUGGAACCAUGCGAGAUCGAUAACGGUGCAAGUCUCACUAACAGAACAUCAUUUGAUCAAAAAUCUUUACAAAAUAUAUUUGCUUUAUAUCGCAAUUAGUUGUACAUUUAAACGUAUGAGAGUUGACUUUGCAGUGUAAUUUGUUUUGAUGUAAAAAGGUUACCGUGCGUUUU